UUUUACUUUGAAAUGUCGAGGCAACUGUUACCUCCUGCCGUGGCACUUUUACUUUGAAAGGUCAGCGCUGUGCCCGGUUACUACACAUUACUACAAGGACAGCUCAGGUCACUGUAGCUCAGCCAACGUCACGUUUUCGCCAGCGAUUGUCAAGUCACGCAGGCGCCGCGAUGCGACGUGCACAUCUCCUCCUGAUCUCCUCGCUGCUGCUCCUCCUGGCCUUUCCCCUCGCGAGAGGGCGCUACAGUGACGACGACGGCGAGGACAUAGUGGACUUCGACGACAAUGACUUCGCCGAGUUUGAGGACAUGAACGACGAGCAAGCGGCGGAGACGGAAACCGCCCCGCCGCCUCGUGCCUCGCAGACCUCGAAGCCCGAGGAGGACGAAGACGAAGACGAAGCCACCGUGGAGCUGGAGGACGGCCAGGAUGGCUUCGAGGACUCGGAGACACAGGAUCAAGACAUGUACAGGAAAUAUGACCAGGAGGAGUUUGAGGGGUUUGGAGACAUGGAGGGGCCGGGCCACUCCAUGAAGGACCCCCUUAUAAUCCACACAGUUCCCGCACAUCUGCAAAACAGCUGGGAGAGUUACUACAUGGAGAUCCUGAUGGUGACUGGCCUGCUCGCCUACAUCAUGAACUAUAUCAUUGGCAAGAACAAAAACAGCCGCCUGGCGCACGCCUGGUUCAACUCGCACAGAGAACUGUUAGAGAGCAACUUUGCACUAGUGGGUGACGAUGGCACCAGUAAAGAAGCGGUGAGCACUGGUAAGCUGAAUCAGGAGAACGAGCACAUCUACAACCUGUGGUGCUCUGGCCGUGUGUGCUGUGAAGGCAUGCUGAUCCAACUCAAGUUUCUUAAGAGGCAGGACCUGCUCAACGUUCUGGCCAGGAUGAUGAGGCCUGUAUGUGACCAAGUGCAAAUCAAAGUGACUCUCAGCGACGACGACAUGGACACUUUUGUGUUUGCCGUGGGCACCAAGAAGGCCACGGCCAAACUCCAGAAGGAGAUGCAGGACUUGAGUGAGUUCUGCGGUGACAAGCCAAAGUCUGGGGCCAAGUAUGGGCUCCCAGACUCCCUGGCUAUUGUCAGUGAGAUGGGCGAGGUCACUGAUGGAGUGAUGGACAGCAAGAUGGUUCAUUAUAUCACCAACCAUGCUGACAAGAUCGAGUCCAUCCAUUUCUCGGACCAAUUUUCUGGUCCAAAAGUUAUGCAAGAGGAGGGUCAGCCCUUAAAGCUGCCCGAGACCAAGAAGUCACUGCUGUUUACAUUUAAUGUGCCUGGCAUGGGCAACACCUCUCCCAAAGACAUGGACUCUCUGCUUCCUCUCAUGAACAUGGUGAUCUACAGCAUCGAUAAAGUCAAGAAGCUCCGUCUCAACAGAGAGGGCAAACAGAAAGCUGACCGAAACCGGGCCCGCGUGGAGGAGAACUUCCUGAAGCAGACUCACGCUCAGCGCCAGGAAGCAGCCCAGACCCGCCGGGAGGAGAAGAAGAGAGCCGAGAAGGAGCGGAUCAUGAACGAGGAGGACCCUGAGAGACAGCGUCGUCUGGAGGAAGCAGCCCAGCGUCGUGAUCAGAAGAAGAUUGAGAAGAAGCAGAUGAAGAUGAAGCAGAUCAAAGUGAAAGCCAUGUGAAAUAACUUCCACAGGGAUACAAGCACACGUGAAAGUAGUGCUCGGGUUUUUUUCUCCAGCUUCUCUCACCACAGCUCUGGCUCACGGUUGCUCCAGCUCCAAAAACCGACAUCCUGUGCCUCUCGGUCUGUCAAGCGUCGCCGCUUGUGUCACCAACAUGCUCCAUUUUGGUGCGGCUACUCCUAAAAAUGACUGUGAUUGAACAUCCGUGUCAAACGAGAGGGACUUUUUCCACCAUCAAAUCUGUCUUCACUAUUCACAUUAUGAUGUCUAUAUUUGUUUUUCUUCUCAUCUAAAACUGUCUUCUCAAAAUUAAUCAAAGCUCUGUUUAAAAAGCUGUGCAUCUCGGUGAGCAUUUUUUUUAACUUAAUGUGCUAAGAAGGAACACACUAUUAGGUGGUAUUGAGCCACAUUUUUAAAAACUAAUGAAAGCAUUAGCAUUAAUAUAAUCUUUACCAAUAAUGUCGAGGAAAUUUUUAUUUUAUAUUUUGAUUUUGGUUUCUUUCAGGCUGUUUCUAAUGAAUAUCUGAGCAAACAUAAUAAAGUGCACUGGAGUCUGUUGGAAAA
Messenger RNA from Scophthalmus maximus (turbot), 2204 nucleotides. It is a transcript of the gene ccdc47, whose product is annotated as coiled-coil domain containing 47. The record is from RefSeq and is a predicted model, not a curated record. Gene Ontology annotation, cellular component: endoplasmic reticulum. The coding region runs from base 171 to 1637 and encodes 488 amino acids. The transcript is spliced from 13 exons. Gene Ontology annotation, molecular function: calcium ion binding. NCBI's taxonomy places the organism in Eukaryota, Metazoa, Chordata, Actinopteri, Pleuronectiformes, Scophthalmidae. Gene Ontology annotation, biological process: endoplasmic reticulum calcium ion homeostasis.